AUGGACUCGAUUCUAUCCAUUGUGUCUCCUAAAUCGCAAAAUAUAUACUUCAAUCUACAAGGUGACAGCUACGCUCGACCAAUUUUUGGAAUUGUCGCUUUCAAACCACCCCAAGGCGUUGAGAUUACGGCUUCUAUGCAACUUAAAGUCCAACUGGUUCGCACCAUCACGUCUAAUGCGAGCCCAUCCUCCACAUGCCAUAGUCAAGGACUAUUGGAAUGUAUGCGCCGCCGCUUUACAAAGACAGAGCCCACAGAGAUCAAAAGAGCAUGCUCUAUUGUAGAAGAGGUCACACAAGAUGUUCUUCUUCCCCCGAAUAGACAUACCAAUGGUCCAUCCAUGGGAGACCAAACCAUUCAAAUCCCAUUCACACUUCCUAUACCAGUCGACAUUCCUGGGUCCGUGACUACAAACCUGGGGGAAAUCUCCUACGACCUCAUUGCUUCCGUGAUCACCGAGAAUAAUACCCUUGCCAGCAUAAGACAACUUAUUCACUUGUCCCGUCAAGGUAUCUCAGAUGAGCCAACCAUCGAAUAUGCACGAUCCUACCCGAAUUCCACGAUGAUCACUCAAAUCAGUCUCUCGCAACACCUCCAUACGAGCUCGAAGUCAGAACUCUACUUCUCCAUGAACAUCAUACUCCGAAGACCAAUAGCCAGUGGAGAUCGUGCAUCGGAGUUCAAAUGCUCCACAGUAAGAGGAAUUCGGUGCCGGGUGGAAGAAGUCACGAAACUGUUUACCAAAUCCGAUGGAAGUACCCAGGAAGUUGAGCGUGUAUCUAUACGCGAACUAUGCAAUGGAAGACAGAAAACGCAUUGGGAUAUAGUUGAUAAUUCCCUUGACAUGCAACAAGACGACACUUCUCGAAGCGGCUCAGUGGAUAUUCUGUUCGGGUUCACGAUUCCAAAAAAUGCCAAUCCCGCACAGAGGACUGACUUGUCUUGCUAUGCCUUUGACCCAGGGCACUUGGAUCCUAAGAUUUUGCCCACGGAGCUUCGGGGAUAUUACAUAUCUACUACAAAGGAAAGACUGGUGAUGACCAUUGAGCAUCAAUUGAAGCUUGACUUGUUAAUGGGGGAAGACACCUUCGAACGGGGCACCAUGAACCUUGUCGAUCGCAAACCUGUACGCAUAGCUUUGAAUGCGUCAUUCCCGUUGUUUAUUGAUGGAUGCAAUGGCAAGGGUAUAGGAUCAGCGGUCUUGGAAAGACAUCCGCCUAGAUACGAGGAGGUUCCUAUGGCGCCUCCUGACUAUGAUAAAUUUGCUGGGUUGUCUUUGUCAGAUGGAAUUUAG
Penicillium longicatenatum is the source of this 1293-nucleotide messenger RNA. RefSeq lists its product as uncharacterized. Lineage: Eukaryota; Fungi; Ascomycota; Eurotiomycetes; Eurotiales; Aspergillaceae. The coding region runs from base 1 to 1293 and encodes 430 amino acids. The record is from RefSeq and is a predicted model, not a curated record. The transcript has a single exon.